Saccostrea cuccullata (small rock oyster) is the source of this 2148-nucleotide messenger RNA. RefSeq names its product heat shock 70 kDa protein 12A-like. Gene Ontology annotation, molecular function: ATP-dependent protein folding chaperone; ATP binding. The transcript has 5 exons. The coding region runs from base 212 to 2032 and encodes 606 amino acids. The record is from RefSeq and is a predicted model, not a curated record. NCBI's taxonomy places the organism in Eukaryota, Metazoa, Mollusca, Bivalvia, Ostreida, Ostreidae.
AUACAACUGCCACAGUGACAAACAUCAACGGAACAAAAAAAGAUAUUGAUUUGUUUAACAAAUGAGGAUCAAACCGAUAACCUAACAAUAAGUAAUUCAGACAUUUAAAAAAUGUCUGCUUUACUAAGGUUUAGUGGUGUAUUUUAUGAAUUAUCAGAAUGAGAACACGCGACUGUCUGAAAGGUUCCCGUUGUAAGAGAAAUGUCUUGAUAUGGCUGAAUCACCAAGUAAGACGGUCCAUGCAAAGAAAUUAGUUGCCUCAAUAGAUAUAGGGACGGCUUAUACCGGAUAUGCUUAUUCUUUCAAUAAAAAGCCAUACGAUAUCACGGUAAGAAAAUGGACGGCAGAUGGCGUUGUGUCACCUAAAGCGCCAUCUUCAGUCUUACUCACACCGCAGCUGACUUUUGAUUCCUUUGGGUAUGAAGCGGAAAGGAAGUUCUCCGAUUUAUUUGCUAAAAAGGGUCAUAAAGAUUGGCAUUUCGUCCAGAGUUUUAAAAUGGCACUGAAUGAAAAACAGAAAUUUGAUAUAAAUUUCCUAACUAUAACCGAUAUCCAGAACCACUUUGUACCAGCUACAGCAGUGUUUACCGGGGUCAUAGGUUAUCUAAAGAGAGACUUAAUGGAACAACUGCAGAAUGGAGGUCAUCGCUGUAAGAUGGAUGACAUUCAAUUUGUUGUCACCGUACCUGCCAUAUGGAGUGAUGCUGCAAAGCAAGCAAUGGCGGAUUAUUCAGCAUGGAUAGGAAUCAAGAAAGAAAAUCUUAUAAUAGCCUAUGAACCGGAAGUAGCAGCACUACACUGUCUGGCAAUUCCAGCCAAUCAAGUCACCGUGAGAACAAAAGAAAACAUCGCCAUGAUGUUUCAACCCGGAUGUUGUUUUCUAGUUUUGGACCUUGGUGGUGGAAUGGCUGACAUAACAGUGCAGAAGGUGGAGAGGGAUGGAAAGUUAAGUCAACUUCACGCUGCCACUGGUGGGAGUUGGGGCGGAUCAUCAUGUGUCAACAAUUCGUUCUUUCAGGAUCUCAUGAAAAAUCUAGGACAUAAAGUAUAUCAGGAAUUUAUGAUGAAAAGUAUAGGCGAUUAUUUUCUUUUCAGGAAUCAGUUUGAAAAAGCAAAACAAAACUUCAAAAACAAUCAAGAAGGGGUGGUUUUGCAACUACCUUCAUCUUUAGAAAAGAUAACGAGAGAGGUUAAUGGUAAAAGUAUUGAAGAAAUCCUCAAGGAGCUGGACACGCAUGAGAGUUUGGCUUACAGUGAUGGACAAUUGAAAUUUACAGCAGAACGUUUCAAAGCCUUCUUCUCACAAACAAUUCAAUCCAUCAUUGAUCAAAUCAGAAAGGUUUUAAAGAAUAAGAAAUGUAGUGAAGUAAAAUAUGUCCUCAUGGUUGGGGGGUUUUCAGAGUCCGACCUUGUAAGAACCAGUAUAAAAGAGGCCUUUCCUGGAGUUGGAGUAAUUGUGCCUGAGGAGGCCGCGCUCUCCAUUUUAAAAGGAGGUGUGCUCUUUGGGCAUGCGCCUGACACUGUACGAUUUCGAGUUUGUCCGCAGACGUAUGGAAUAUCUAUGUAUGAUUAUUUCAAUCCAAAGGUACAUGACCUUUCUAAGAGUUGCAAAAUCGGAAAUGCUCAAUUUGUUGUUGGAUGUUUCGAGAAAUUUUUUGAGAAGGAUGAAAUUAUUGAGGUUGGUCAGAAAAAGAAAAUUCGGAUUGCCGACGACUUUACCAAACAACCGGAGGAUGCUCGAACACAAAAUAAGGAAGUUGAAAUGUACUCUUCCUCUGAAAAAGAUCCAAAAUUUAUCUCAGAUCCAGGAUGCAUAUUACAAAGCACUAUCGUUUUAUCGCCACCUGGUGGAAGAUGGCCUGAUAUAUUGAAAGGGAAAAUAACUUUUGAAGUAACCGUGACCGGACUGAAAGUUUCUUUCAAGGAUAGAAAUACAAAAUGUAUCAGUGAUGCUGAAGUAAAAUUCACAGAGCCUGCCACAUCAACCGAAACUAAUCCAUUAAAUCGAUCUUUCAGGAAAGAUAUUUCAUGAUUAAAAAGUUUUUGAUUUGAAAUUUCAAAAUAAAAUUUUGAUUGAUUUAUCAAAUAUAUCUCUGUUUAUAUUGUUUGAAAAGCAUUGUAUAUCGAUAUCACGUCAAUGCAGAAAAA